This is a messenger RNA of Lolium rigidum, 767 nucleotides long. RefSeq names its product auxin-responsive protein SAUR36-like. The transcript has a single exon. The record is from RefSeq and is a predicted model, not a curated record. Gene Ontology annotation, biological process: response to auxin. Lineage: Eukaryota; Viridiplantae; Streptophyta; Magnoliopsida; Poales; Poaceae. The coding region runs from base 20 to 607 and encodes 195 amino acids.
CCCUUGCAAACUCUUCUCAAUGACAACAACUCUUCACCUUCACGACGCCCUUCCCCUUGCCUAUAAAUUCAGCGAGUGGCUAAUCUCAAUGCCAUCACUUCAUCAGCUCAUCAACCACCAAGUGAGCAUAACAACACCCAUACCUCACUUCUGUAGAAACUCAAAAGCAAGACCAGAACCAACCAUGGUCAGCGCCAAGAGACUUGCUCAAUUGGCAAAGAAGUGGCAGAGGAUGGCGGCACUUGGGAGGAAGAGGGUCACAGCGACAAUCAAAGAAGAUGAAGAAUCAUGUUCCUCAGUAGCGGUCAAGGGCCACUGCAUCAUGUACUCGGCUGACGGGAAGCGUUUCGAGGUGCCAUUGGUGUACCUCAGCACAACUGUCUUUAGCGAGCUCCUGAGGAUGUCCCAGGAGGAGUUUGGCUUUGCAAGUGAUGGCAAGAUCACACUGCCUUGUGAUGCCACAGUGAUGGACUAUGCCAUGUGUUUGCUCGGCAGAAAUGCAUCUGCGGAAGUCGAGAAGGCCUUGCUGAGCUCAAUGGUGACAUCUUGCCACUACAGUGUUUCUGUGAUGCCAACUGCUGGAGCCAGACAGCAAAUUUGCUGUUAGUAAACCCUGAAAAACACACAGACCAUGUUGUUGUAUUCUGUUUGUUGUAGUUUAUACCUGGAUAGUGUUAGAGAGUUAGAUAGUUAGAUAAUAGGCAGUAGGAAAAGGAACAUGUUAUGUAAAAGCCUUUUGAUCAUGCAAGCAACUGGUACAUGGUCAA